Podarcis lilfordi (Lilford's wall lizard) is the source of this 18736-nucleotide messenger RNA. The record is from the annotation of a GenBank genome assembly. NCBI's taxonomy places the organism in Eukaryota, Metazoa, Chordata, Lepidosauria, Squamata, Lacertidae.
UUUCCGUAGGAAAGGGAGGAAAUAGUAUAUGAAGGUAUCAGUAAUACCUUUCACGCUGGAGUAUGACUUCUGUCCCGGGAAGGAAUCGAACCCGCGUCAGUCUCGCAGCACCAUCCUCUUUGUUAUUAUUAGGUCGCUUUAAGAAUACUUUUUAUAGUGUAAAUUAAAAUAACCUCUAGCAUAGAAAGAAAUCGAACCCACGUCCCUCUCGUAGCACCAUUCUUAAUCUUAUUAUGUCACUUUAAGAGUACUUUUUACAGUGUAAAAUAACUUCUACCAUAGAAAGGAAUCGAACCAGCAGCCACCUUAUAGCAGGUACACAUCGUAUUCCCACCACUGCUACUACCCCAUUUUUUAUUAUCAUAAUCAACAUCACUUCUUGGCCUUUUGGCUAAGAUCAAGUGUAUUAUUAUUAUUAUUAUUAUUAUUGGGGGGGGGAUAAAAAAAUAAAAAAUUGUCUGGUAGCACCUUAUAGACCAACUAAGUUUAUACCAGAACAAACUUAGUUGGUCUAUAAGAUGCUACUGGACAAUUUUUUAUUUUUAUUUUGACUGCUUCAGACCAACACAGCUACCUACCUGAAUCUAUUAUUAUUAUUAUUGUUGUUGUUGUUGUUAUUGUUGUCACUUUAUCCACUGAAAAUGACUCAAAGCAACUUGCAGAUACUAAAACUCAUUAACAACCUGUGAGGUUAUCCCUAGUAAACCACACCAUGCGUUUUAGAGCAUAGCCAAGGCACGUUUAGAAAGUGUGCCACUUCCCCUUAUGUGGUGCAGCAAUAAAAAUGCUAGCACAUUUGCAAAGCUAAGCAGGGUCCAGUAUGGUUUCAAAUUGGAUGGAGGACUGUGUGUUGAGAUUCCUGCAUUGCAGUGAGCUGGGCUAGAUGACCCUAAGGAUCCCUUCUAUGAGUCCUGGGAACAGUAGUUUGCAAAGGGUUCUGGGAAUUGUGGCUCUGUGGGGGGGAGAAAGUACAGCUCCCAGGAUCCUUUGGGGGAAGCGAUGUGCUUUAAUUUCUUCACCAAGAGAAGGACCUCCCCUGAAGAUCUCAGAGCCUGGGCAAGUGAGGGAAUACCAUCUUUCAGACAGCUUGGACUUAAGCCACGUAGGGCUUUAUAGGUCACAACCAGCACUUUGAAUUGCGCCUGGAAACAGUGGAGCUCUUGUAGCAAAGGAGUCAUCUGCUUCUCUGUAACCAGCCCCUGCAAACAGUUUGGCUUGCAGCUCUUUGAGCCAGUCAAAGUUUCUGAUCACAUUUCAAAGGCAGCCCUUUGGGAGAGCCCUGUAUGCCACCUUGAGCUCCUUGGAAGAAAGGUGGGAUAUUAAAUAAACAAAUAAAAUAUGCAUUUGGUGUGGGACCACAGCCCUGAUCCUGCAAGCGCUUCUUACGUUCUUAUGCUGUGCAGCUACAGCAAUUGUUUCCCCUUUUACUUGGGUGUGGGGAAACAUUUGCCCACCAGAUAAUGCAGAUCUACAACUCCUACAAUCCCUGGCUGUUGGCCAUGCUUGUUUUUACUGAUAAUUUAAUUGUUUUAUUCUCUUUGUAAACCACUUUGAGGUUUUUCUGCUACAAUUGAGCAAUGUCUAAGUUUUUGGCAACAGCUAAGUCCGUAUGGUAGAGGGAUGCAGGUGGCGCUGUGGAUUAAACCACAGAGCCUAGGACUUGCCGAUCAGAAGGUCAGCGGUUCGAAUCCCUGUGACGGGGUGAGCUCCCAUUGCUCGGUCCCUGCUCCUGCCAACCUAGCAGUUCAAAAGCACCUCAAAGUGCAAGUAGAUAAAUAGGUACCGCUCCGGCGGGAAGGUAAACGGCGUUUCCGUGCGCUGCUCUGGUUCGCCAGAAGCAGCUUAGUCAUGCUGGCCACAUGACCUGGAAGCUGUACGCCGGCUCCCCUGGCCAAUAACGGGAGAUGAGCGCCGCAACCCCAGAGUCUGUCACGACUGGACCUAAUGGUCAGGGGUCCCUUUACCUUUAAGUCCGUAUGGUAUAGCUCAGCCAGUAGAGCAUGAGAGCCUUAAUCUCCGAAAUCUAUAACUUUGAACUCUAUUGUAUCUGUCCCUUAAUAACAUCAGAGCAGGGAUAGCUCAGUUAGUAGAUAGUGAGAGACUCUUGACCUCAUGGUCACAGGCUUGAGCCCCACGCUGGGCAAAAGAUUCCUGUAUUGCAGGGGGUUGGACUAGAUGACCUUGGUGGUCCCAUCCAACUCUACAGUUCUAUGAUUCUAUGAAAUAAAAACAGCAGCUACGAUAAGUGGCUGCAUGAAAGCACCCUCCGGUUAGCAAGAGAGAAACUUAUAUACACACACAGAGCUUUCUUGCUGGUCCCUGGCCCAGCCAUGUUGCUAGACAACACAGAGAGAACAAAGGCACUUUGUCCCCUUUUUCCUCCCCAAAAAAGUGUGCUCAGCAUAGCAACGUUUCGGUGCAGCGUUCUGAGUGAGAUGGCAGGGGGGCCCAGGGUCACUUGUGUGCAUGUCGGUAUUAACUAUUGAAAGCAGAGAGGCCCAGCGCCAGCUAUUGUGAGUAUUUGUAUUCUUUGUCAUGAAAGAUGUUUACUACACUCAGCAUAUUGCUGAUGACACCAAAGUGUCUUUUUUCUCUCCCCUUUCCUUUCCUUUUCUUUCUGUUUCUUUCUUUUUUAAAAAAAGGAAGCAUGCACAAACAUUCCCUAUUCAUUAAAACAACUGGUUUAAAAAAAACCCAAAAUGUCAACACCUCUCCAUACAAGUUCAGCUGAUCAAGCAUUUCACCAGCACUUUCAGGAUGUAUACAGAAUCUUUCUUGCAAUGCUGAACGUACUUUUUUUAAAAAGCUCAUUUUAGCACCCCGCAGUCAUUAAACAUAAUUGCUUCUUAAAGAAUGAAGAAUCAUUGCUAUACUAUUCAGUUUUAAAAUAAUUUAAAAGGAACUUUUAUUUUAUUUGUACACAUAAAUCUAAGAAUAAUAAAAUAAAAGAGUUUUAUAUUAUGAGGACCCGGAUGUUUAUUAUUUAUUUGUUGGUUUGUUGCAUUUAUACCCUACCUUUUUCACCAAGGAGCUCAAGUUGACUUACAACCCCCUCUUCCCCUCCAAUUUCAUCCCUGCAACAACCUUGCAAGGUAGGUUAGGCUGAAAGUCAGUAACUGGCCUCCAAGGUCACACCCAGCAAAUUUCAUUUGAACCCUUGUCUCUCCCGGGUCCAGUUCGACACUACCCACUACAGUAUACCACACACAAAUCUAGGAAUAAUAAUAAAAUGACAGUUGUUAUUAUUAUUAUAUUUCUUACCUGCCCUUCACCAGAAAGUCCCAGAGUGGGUGACAGCAAUGCAAAAUACAACAUUAAAAACUACUUUAAAACCAUUAUGCUUACUCUUAAAGACACAAGACGUUGCCCCAACCAUUUGUUGAUUUAGUUACACUGAAUUUUUUUCAGUAUAAUUGCUUGUGGUCCAUCUGUCAAUGUGCCUGGCACUUUGCAAGGGACAAGAAGGCAGGUCCUUGCCCCCAGGGAGGUUACAGUAAACAAAAUGACAUAGGGGGAAACACAACAACAGGGGAAAGGGAGGCAUAAAUCACAGCAUCUUCAGUACCUUCAGGGGAAAUAAGAAUCUGCAUAUCAAAGAAAAAUGUUUCAUAUGAAUUUAGAUUUUUUGCAAUCGGCUAAUGGGAUACACAGCUUCAGUUGUUCCUUUAGGUCAGCCUUUACCAUCCUGCUGCCCUUCAGAAAUUUAGGACUACAACUCCCAUCAGCUCAUGGUGGAAUACACCCUUCUCACCCUCUUACUCUCCAUUUUAUCCUCACAAUAACCCUGUGAAGCAAGGUAGGCUGAGAGAAGAUGACUGUCCCAAAGACACCCAGUUAGCUUCAUGGUGGAGUGGAGAUUUGAACUCAUCUCCUGGACCCUAGUCCAACACUCUAACCACUACACCCAUGCUGGUUUGGAUUGUGUUGUGGGUAGUGGUUUCUGAACAUCACCCAUUUCUCCUUCUGUGAAAUGGGUAUUUUGUGGUGCCUUAACUGCUCAGAUUUCCACAUGGGCCUAAGGGGGUUGGGGGACACACCCCCCCCCCCGGUUUUAGCAUAAGGAGGCUUAUGGGAGGGAAGUUAUUGGUUUGUGGGGGUUUGUGGGUCUUGUUUUUAUUAUAUUUUGUGUUCUCAUUUUGUAUUUUUAUGUUGUGAACUGCAGCAUACAAAUUUAAUAAACAACCAACAAGUAAAUAAAUAUUAAGCUUCCUAUGUUACUUUGCUUCCCUGAGCCAGCGCAGACUGCAUUUCUCAUCACAACAGCAACCCAAAAGUGAGAUUUCCAGACAGAUUUUUUAUAGAAAUUAAGCAAUCCAGAUAAAGCCAGCAAGUGGGGGGAUAUAACAUCUCCUACUUAGAUAAGUAAGCUAAAGUGCUUAACCUUAUCUGAUUUGUGUCAUUAAUAAAGGGGGAAACUCAUAAAAAAACACAGAUUAUUACAUGGUACGAGGAGGGAGAGAUUGAUACAUAUGAAAGAUAUUUGGAUAUGAUGGACAGGGUUGCUUUUGAAACCAUUUUCUUGAUCUGAUUUGUCAAGCGCUGUAGGAAUGCAGGAGCAGCAACUUAAAAUCACCACAGCAUAACAAAAUAAGAAAUGAUAAAAGCAGGAAUGUGGCAUUCUUUGAUGCACUUCAUUCUGUGCCUCUUGGUUCUUAGAGCCUUGCACAAAUACAACUCCUCUAAUUUUGGAAUAUUUGAUACAAAAGGGGAAGGACGACCAAAAGAACGAAACCAUAACAUGAUCAGUAAAACCAGUCAAAGGCAGCUAAUCUAAAACAUCCAAAUUAAAAAAAAAAAUUAAAGAUCCAGCAAUAAGCUAAAAACAGAUCAAAACACGUGUCAGCAUCCUACAAUCAACAUGUUUAAUCAGUGCUGUGCGCUGACUUUUCUAAGUCCUCCUGGGCUUCUUGGAGAAAAAGGUGGGAGACAAAUGCGAUCGAUAGAUAGAUAGAUAGAUAGAUAGAUAGAUAGAUAGAUAGAUAGAUGGGGAGGGAUCAUCAUAAUCUAGCUAUAAUAUACAGUAAUACUUCCCUCUCCCCGCCACUCACAUAACUUGCUAAAUUAUUUCCUAAGAUUUGGAGACAGAGUCGGUAAAAAAACAAAACUCUGCAACAAGAGCGAGUUUGAUAUCUCUUGAUGAGUUUAAUCACUUGGAGCUAUUAGGAAUACAGAUUUGAGAGCAGCCCUUCCAGAAGCGUUGAGGUAAAGCCAGAGGGUCGGUGGGUGGGGCCAACUAUCCGAUCUGACCGUAAGCCCGGCCCAGGGGGCGUGGCUUGCUGGAGGCUGCCGCUUGAAAAGGGGAGCCCUGGGCAGCUUGGAACAGCACAGAUCGGCUGGCUGGUGCUUCAGAGGCGCAGCAGGUGAGCCCAUCGUGGGAAGCAGCUGCGGGGCGCUCCCUGGCGGUCUCUCCAGUAGCUUUGCAGAGAGGGGAAAGGAUGCACCGCCUCUCUGUCUCGCUGUGUCUGUCUGUCUGUCUGUCUGUCUGGGAUGGUAGAGGGGCAGGCUUCUUAUGCAAGUGUCAAACCACCCCCAAUCUCUGGCUCUCUUCCAGAUUUUGCAAAGCUUUCUUUCUUUCUAAGCCAAGUUGGAGAAGGAGGAAACAUCGCCAGACAUGGCAUCCGAGGUGAGCUGGGAGUUUUUGGAAAUUCACCUCCCCCCUCCCGUAUCCCCCCCCCCCAAAAACCCCACCUUCCAUCCCUGUCCUUUUUCACAAUAAGAUUUGUCAUUGCGGAGGCUUCACAUCAGAAAUCAUUUUGAGCAAAAUUAGGGUUUGUAGUUAUAUCUGUGAUUCAUUUUCCGUUUAGAUGGCACUGACAGUAGCUUGCAUGCUGGAGAGGGCAUGGUUGCAGCAUGGGAUAAGGAUUUUUUGGGAUGGUGGAAUUCACUGUCACCAAAGAGCUGGUGAAGGGUCUUACAUGCUAAGAACCAGUUUCUGGGUUUGCUGUUUUCCUCCUCCCUCCAAAUCCCUUUUCCUUUUGUGUCAUGUGCUUUACAAUUUAAGCCCAAGAUCAGGAGCUGUUUUAUUACUGAGAUUUGUAAGCCACUUGAUGAGCAUUUUUUCCAAGGCUGGAGAGUAGGAUGUGAAUAAAUAAAAUACAUGGUGUAUUCCAUUGCUGCAGAGCAGACAUAUGGGUGCCCCUUUAUUGGGAUUGUUAGCAUGGUUAGAUGAGACUCGUAUACCCUCCAUGGUUAGAGGCAGUGUACCUGUCUCACUGCUGUUAGUGAACAAGGGCCUGGCUGUUAAACCAUGCAUAUAUGUGAGUUCAUUGAACUGACCUCUGUUGGAGGCAGAGUACUGAGCUAAACAGCCCCAAGAGGGCUAUUCUUAUGGUUUCAUUUGUAGCACUUAGAUUCUAGACAUCUGGUGCCUGAGUUUUCAGACAACAGCUAUUGCUGGCCAUCUAAGUUUCAUUUUGUUUUGACCCCUUGGAGGAUUGAAUCAUAGAACCUUCUUAUUUAUUGUGUGCCAUCAGCUAAAUGUUGGCAGAUUUCAGGACACAUAGAAGGAAGUUCUUCUUUACAGGGCACAUAGUUAAACUGUGGAACUCCCUCCCACAGGAGGCAGGGAUGGCCACAAACCUAGAUGGCUUUAAAGGAGGAUAGGACAAAUUCACGGAGGUGAAGGUUAUCAGUGGCUAGGAACCAUCAUGGAUGCGGUCUGCCUUCAAAGCUGGAGGCAGCGAUGCUUCUGAAAACCAGUUGCUGGAAACCACAGGAAGGAAGAGAUGCUCUUGUGCUCAAAUCCGUGUUUAGGGGUUCCCCACAGGCAUCUGGGUGGGGUCACUGUGAGAACUGGAUGCUGGACUAGAUGGGCCACUGGCCUGAUCCAGCAGGCGGUUCUUAUGUUCAAGAGGCGAAUGAAUUUGGGGUGGGAAUGUAAGGGGUUUGCAAUGCUGGAAGGCCAGGGAUUGGGGAGAGAUUGGAAGGGGCCAGGCUUUGUGGUGGUGCACCUGCAUUGCAUACAGAAGGCUCCUGGGGAGUCUGACGCCCUCCCUGGCACGUCUGUUUCAAAGGAACUCACAUGGCUGAGGGCCGUUUUCUGGUCAAGUCAGACACUCUUGGGCAAGGUGGACCCACAGUCUGACGUGCACAUGCAGUAUUGGAAGGAUCUAUACUGAUUUCUAGAACUGUAGAGUUGGAAGGGACCCCAGGGGUCAUCUAGUCCAACCCCCUACAACACAGGAACCACAGCUAGAUAAUCCCUGACAGAUGGCAGCCCAUCCUCUGUUUGAAAACCUCCAUAGGGCAGAGGGCAAGCAGCUCAGUGGCAGAGCAUCAGCUUGGUGUGCAGAACCUCCCGGGUUCACUCCCAGAUAACAUAGGGCUGGGAGAGACUCCCUGCCAAAACCUCUGGAGUGCCACUGCCAGUCAGUGCACACAAUUCUGAGUUAGAUGGACCUGCGGUGCAUCUCACCGUAAGGCAGCUUCCUGGGCUCCUUGAUUCAAAACCAUGAGGACUAGAAUCUUAACUUUAUUUUCCGGGCAAAGGCUGUGGCUCUGUGGCAGAGCAUCUUCUCUGCAUGCAGUAGGGCUGGGAUGGACCGGCAGGUCUGACUCAGUCCUGCGUUCAGAGACCCUUCCUUUUGAAAGCGAAUCCUCCCCUAACAAGACUCGCUGUCUCUUGCAAAAAAAGAGUAUUUGCAAGUGAUGCUUCUCAAUGCUAACCUCCAUUACUGGCAUUGCCUGGGAAAAAGAAGCAUUUUUAUUUUUUUAAGUGCUGAAUGCAGGCUUCAGUGUGGCUUGACCCUAAAAUGAUAUUUCCUGGCCGGCUGACCUUUGGCUCCUGAAGAGGCAGAGCAGUCACAUGUUGCCCUCCUAUUUGUUUUGAGGCAACGGGAGCAGUUGCAGCAACGGAAUCCUGUGCUGACAGAAGCAGAUUGUGAUCCACUGAGUGUUCUGCUGAAGAUCAAUAAUAAGCUAUAUGUGCUGGAUUCACCAAAAAGUUGGCUGGGGGAGAGGGAGAGGCGGUGAGCUCCAGAGGUAGACCUGUGGGUCAUAUGAUUUCAGAAUCAACAUUUGAGGGGAGCUCUGCCGCUUGGGGGGGGGUCUCAGGUUCAACCCUGGUAGGGCUGGGAACGUGCCCUGCCUGAAACCCCAGAGAGCCACUACCAGUCAGUGCUAAAUGGACCAACAGUGUAAUGAAGUACAAGGCACCUUAGAAUCAUAGAACUGUAGAGUUGGAAGGGACCCCGAGGGUCAUCUAGUCCAACCCGCUGCAACGCAGGAAUCUCGACUGAAUCAUACAUGAUAGAUUUGCCAUCCAAGCUCUGCUAAAAAAAACGCUCCAAGGAAGGCUCAGUCGCCAGUUGCAUUUCCAGAUAGGGCUAGGAGAUGCUCCCUGUCUGAAACCCUGGAGAGCCGGUCCAUGUGAACAAUACUGAGCUAGAUAAACCCAGGGUGUUAUUUCCUACAUUCCUUCUUAAUUUCUCAUUCUUGUUAACCUGCGCAAGGCAUCUUCCUUCUUUCCCCAGGGUGAUAAACUUUACGGAGGAAGGCUGACGGGGAGUCUUGAUCCCAUCAUGGAGAAGCUCAACUCUUCGAUAGAGGUAGACCAUCGCUUGGCGGAAGUUGACGUCCGCUCAAGUAUAGCUUAUGCCAAGGCUCUGGAGAAAGCUGGGAUCUUAUCCAAAGCCGAAGUGGAGAAGAUCAUCAGUGGGCUUGAGAAGGUAUUGAUCCGGGAACUUCAAAGCAAGCAUACAAGAUCUAGAAAGGGUGCUUUGGGAGACGGGGACUGUUUCAUCUUGAGUAGGGAACAUUAGAAUUUAAGAACUGGGGCCUGUGUGGGUUUGUUUCCCCUCUUUCCUUGCCAAGAACAGGUUAGAAAAUCUCUACUUCAGGAGCAUGCAAUUUGUGUCCCCCCAUCACAUCAGUCUGGGAUUCCUUUGUUAGAAGGAAGAAUCAACUUCUCCUUAUCCAGUGUACAGUUCCUUUUAUAAGAGCACCCCAAAAAUAUUUCUGUGGUGGGUGAUGUCAUCCACUUCCCAAUAUGCUGACACCCAUAAGUGCAUGCUGGCUCUUUUUGACUUUCUCCUGGAAAGAAGCAGGGCUCCUAAACACAGUUUCUUGGACUCAGCUGUUAAAUGCAUGACUGACUCUCUAACUCAUCCCGCCACAAACACAAGCAGCAAAGACCGCCUUGUUAAUUACUAACCAGCCCUUUUUCUGCUGUAUUUGUAGAUUUCUGAGGAGAUUUCCAAGGGCACUUUGGUGAUCGCCAAAACUGAUGAGGACAUCCACACCACCAUUGAACGCAGGCUCAAGGUUUGGUGCACCUGUUCAAUCUACGUUCUGUGGCUUUUUUCUUCUGGGGACUGUAGAUUCUAAGGGAUUUUUGGCUAUGUCCAUUUCAGGAAGAAGCAAGCUUCCCCUUACCUCCUGUUUGUCCACCAAAAGAGAUCCGUACCCUAAUUUUCAGUGUCCUAAUGGCCCUUUUGGGGCUACAAACACAGUUGGAUAACUAUAGGACAGCAGGAUCAUAGAGGCCGAAAGCACAAGCAGGUCAAAAACAAACCAAGCUUUAGAUCCACAGAGCCCUACCUCCCCAAACAGGCAAACCUCUCAGAACCAUCCCCAAGCAAAAAUAAAAUAAAAACAAAUCACCUCAAAUUAUGAAAAUAAAAAAGGGAUGGACAUGGGGCCUAAGUGGGUGCCAAGGGGGCUGUCUGAGGAGACCAUGGUGCCUGCAAACACCACAUCAAGGACCCCAGCUUUAAAGUAAGAAACCAUGGUUUGUUUAUUUGUUGGGGAGACAACCAUGGUUUAUUUGGCAAACCAUUGCUUCAGACAAACCAUGGCUUAGCAUUUCAUGCAAACAUAGCCAAUGAAUAACUGUUUUCAAGAUCUACUCCCUCCAAAGCAUUGGACUGACAAUGACGAUGACUCCUUUUUUCCAGGAGCUGAUUGGUGAUGUGGCUGGGAAGCUUCACACCGGAAGAAGCAGAAACGAUCAAGUAGGAAAACAAGAGUGGAUGGCUUAUUAGCAGUUUUAGCUAUCCUACCUGUUUCUCUCUCUCUCUGUUUCCUAUGUAAAUGUAGUAGCAGAAGGUAUUGCGGGAGGGAGCGUUCUGAAAAAGCUAUUCUGUUUUAAAAUAUAACAUCAAGUUUCUAGUCCUUAAAGCUUUCCAGAUAAGUCACACUUCCAAAAAAUCUCACAAGAUGGUGGGGAAAUGAGUAGGGAUUCUUGUAGACACCCUGAUUUAAGCCAUUGCCCUUUGCCCCUUCCUCUGUCCGGCUGAAGUCAGAUUGUGCAAGGUUUAGGGAUUUUCUGAUACAGAGGAUAAACAGCCAGUAAUCCCACAUUUCUGAAAUCGGGAGUUGCACCAUCGUGCUCUGAAUCUAUUUGCAUGAGAUCAGCUUUCCGGCUCCUCUUCGGCAAACUCCACUGGGAUGGGGAUGGUGUUUUGGGGAAGGGCCCUUCCUCCUUGCUGAGGUUGUAACAACAUAAAUAAGAGAAUCGGGUCAAUGGCCCAUUUAAUCAAGCAUCAGAGGGAGCGGGUGGCACUGUGGAGUCACUGCAUCCCCUUGAUCAUCAGGGUUGCCCUUUUCUGAAUCUUUUCCAAUAUCCUUUUUGAGAUGAGGCGACCAGAACAGCACACAGUAUAACUCAAAUGUGCUUUGAGUUACCACCGUAUCUCCAUCUCAGCUGCCUUUGUUUUUCUCCCUAGCCCAACAGCUCUGGUACCCAACACUCUGAACCGAGUACAACGAGCUAUUCAUUCAUAGCUACUGAGCUUUCUGUCUCUUCUUUAUUAUUAAAAAUAUGUUCUUGGUCUUGGGGACCAGUUGCUUGUGUAAAAUUCGGAGUCUGUUUGCUCUUUCAAGGUGGCCCCUUUCCAUAGCUGAUUCCUCCAAAGCCCUCUUUUCCUCCUCUAGCCCAGAGCUGUUGCAGUUGAGAGGCAAAGUGGCCUGGUGGUUAAGGAGCUUGUCAGCAUCUCUGAAGGCCAUGGGUUCAAGUCCUGCUUAUUCUCACACUGGAUGGCCGCCUCCAGUUCACUCAGCAAUGAAGCGGUACCUGACCUGUGCCAAAUAUAUCUUGUAUCUUGAUUCCUGCAUUCCCCACAGCCAGAUACUGGCCCUUCAGGCCUUGUAGGGAGCUAACUGGCCUCCAGCUGAGUGUCGUCCCCCCAUGCAAUUCCAUACAUGGUUACUUGGAAGUAAUUCCCACUGAAUUUAAUAGGGCUUACUCCCGGGUAAGUGUGUAUAGGACCAAGGCACCCAGGUUCUUAUCAGGAGACCCUCAGCAGAAAAAUCUGCUUUUGCAGACAAGUUUCCAUGACUCACUACCUGCAUUUUUUUAAAUUAGUAAUAGUAAUACAUUAUUAAAUGAGCAAUUUUUAACCCACAGCAGAGGCAAAGGAGUUGAGGGAUGGACCAGGGAUGUGGUCUUACCCAAUUGGCCACCGAGGUGCAGGAAAAUGUUUGCCCAGAAUGUCACUGAACGGGGGAAGAAAUGUUUCCAAGCUGUGGGAAAUAGAAAUGUGUUUUAAUGAAUUCAUCGUUGCAUUAUUUUAAUAAGUGUGUGAACAUAUGUGUGCAAGACAGGUAAGGGUCAUAGCUCAGUGGAUGAGCAACACUUUGCUCCCAGAUUGUUCGUUUGCAAACUGGAGAGCCGCUGCAAGUGAGUGGAGCCGGCAUUGAGCUAGAUGGACCAAUGGGUUCUGUAGAAGGCAUCUUCCAAUGGAACCAAAUUCUACUCUCCUUUAAGUCAAAACCAUGAGAUCUAGCCCUGCACUCUGCUGCUGCAGCAGCAGCAGCAGCGAGAGCCAUAGCUCAGUGACAGAGCACCUGCUUUGCACCCAAGGUCCCGGGUUUGAUCCCCAAUGGUGUCUCCGGGUACGGCUGGGAACGUCCCCCCCAUCUGAAACUAGGAGGCCUUCACUCCCAUCCUCCCCACCCUCCAACCCAGGAGGAGAGAACAACAUGUUUCUCAGAAGUAACAGCUGUGCUCCAAUAAUGCACAUCUUUGAGGCCAGGGUAAAGGAUAUCCACUCCAAGCAAUCGAAUGCUACAUGGAUUCCAAAACGGUUGUCUUGGAUGCCAUCAGGACCUUCUGCAGGUUUCUUGGGUAGAAGGGCUUGGACAAAACACCCUCCAUUGCUCUUCUUCCUUGCCACUGUUGUGGUUGGCAUGCCCAUCAGGAAAAGAGGCAAGUGAGCAAGCCAGGGGCCAUAGGGCAGGGCUCUUUUUCAGUGUGAACCCCCCAAUCUUAGCAACUGCCCAGCCACUAUGACAUGUGGUGCGUGCCUUUGGAACGGUAUCCUUGACCGGCUAAACUGAUCCCAAAUGACCUCCUUCAGCAUCCUCUGUGAAAGGGGCCAGAUCAGCGUCUCCAGGUGGAAUUGUUGGUCUUUCUUCCGUGAGGCCUGAGCAGUGAGAUGCUUUGCGGCUUUUCUUCCAGGUGGUGACCGACCUGAGGUUGUUGAUGAAGAGCUCUAUCACAGUGCUUUCCGGCCACCUGCAGCAGCUCAUCCGCACCCUGGUGGAGCGUGCUUCUGCGUAAGCUUCUCUUUAUUUUCUCCCUGCCCCUCCGCCACAUUUUACUUAUAUAUAUUUUAUUGCAUUUAUAUCCCAUCCUUUUCCACCAAGGAGCUCAAGGUGGUGUGCAUGGUGCUUCCCCAUUUAAUUCCCGAUAACAGCCCUACAAGGUAGGCUAGGCUGAGAGAGGCAGUGCCUGGCCCAAGGUUGCCCAGUGAGUUUCAUGGCUGAGUGGUGGAUUUGAACCCUGGUCUGCCCUAGUCCAACACUCUAACCACCAAACCACACUGUCCCCUCUUCUUGGACUAGUCACUGGCUGCCAGUUCAUUUAUGGGGACAACUUUAAUGGCUGGUAUUGGCUUUCUGAAGCCCUAAGCUGGAGGAGGGAAUCUUUUCCUUUUCCCCAGUCCAAGGACUACAUUCCCUGUUGGGCAACCAUCUGUGAGCCAUGUGUCAGAAAAGGGCAAGGCCAGACGCCAAGAGUGGGUGGAGACAACACUGCAAAUCUUUGUGCAGUAGGCAACAAACUUGGUCCAAAGUCAGUGAAAUGUGAUUUUGUAACUUGGUGGUCUCCUGUGUUUCUUUGCAGUGAAAUUGAAGUGAUCCUUCCUGGUUACACCCACCUGCAAAGGGCUCAGCCAAUCAGAUGGAGCCAUCUCUUAUUAAGGUAACGGAUGCCUUCCCCACCUUCCGGAGUUCCUUCUAGUAAGUUGCCCCAAUCCAUCCUGUAGCAGCUUUCAACCUGGAAGGGAGAGGUAGUCUGAGCAUGUGCAGAGUACUAGGUCAUCAAAAUCUGCUUUCUAUGAUCCAGGAGGCUCCAGAUCCAAGAAGUAAAAUUCCUUGGCCCUGGUGGGUAGGCGGGCAGGCGCCUCUUUUUAGAGAUGUGGGUUUGCUUGCUCCUUUUCAAGUCUCUUCCUCUUGACUUCCAACAGCCACGCCGUGGCUUUGACCAGGGAUUCUGAGCGUCUCUCGGAGGUGAAGAAGAGGAUCGACGUCCUGCCUUUGGGAAGGUAAAAACUGAAUCUCCUUCUGAUGUUAGUUACACCUGGGCCAGCUAAGACCAGUAGCUCAUCAUCACCUGUGAAUCUUGAGGAUGUCUCGUGUACACUUGUCUCCUUCGGAUGUUAAUAAUAAUUGUAAUGUAAUGGACCAAUAUAUCCUGUAACUGCUGACAGCAAAUUGUUAGUAUGUAUAGGGAAAGGAGGGAAGUGUUUUCUCAAUUCCAUGGCUCCCACCCCAUGUACAACCUCCCUGCAGUGUUGCAAAGGAUCUUGGCUGGGCAAUGUGGGCUUCCCCUGCUAGGCGGCUUCAGCCCUUGCUGCCCUUCCUCUGAACGGGAGGUUAGAAGAGGAUCCUGUUUGGGGAGGAGGGAUUAUUUCUACCUCUUCUCUCCAUUUAUUUUAUUUUAUUAUUAUUUUUGCAGUGGUGCUCUGGCUGGCAACCCACUUGGCCUGGACCGUGAACUUAUCCGUAAAGGUGAGUGGUGCAUUAUUCCUUCCAAAUGAAACAGAGCAAAACCAUUCUUCCAGAAGGUGAAGGGAGUUCAUUUACAGACUGCCAAAAAUAAAGGAGCCUAGAUUUUAGGCUGAAUUGGUCUGAGGUGUUUUCUCUUUUUCCCCUCUCACACAACAAUACAUUCACUUUCUCUUACCCCAUUAAUUUGCUCUUCGCUUGUGGCAACAUCUGCGUGCAAAGUGAAUCAAUCUGACUUUGUUACUCUUUUGCUCAAAUUUCCUUGAUGUGUCUCUUUUUGUCUGUCUUUUUUCAUUCUAGAACUCGAGAUGGCAUCCAUCAGUAUCAACAGCAUUGAUGCUGUGAGCGACCGUGACUUUGCGGGUAAGUGUGCUGUUUUUGUGUCAGGGCAGAGUUCCGAAUAUUUGGAAUCGGUUGCAGGGGAUAGGUUUGCAGAGGACUAGAACCUUGAAGGCUUUGCAAUAAGAGUGAGCUAGUUAAAACAGGACAGCCUGAUGGACUAUAAUCUUGUUCCUUGUUUGAGGGCAACCAAUGAGAUUUCUUUUCCCCUCAUUUAUUCCCUCCAGUGGAGUUCCUUUCCACUUCUUCUCUGCUCAUGAUCCACCUGAGCAAAUUAGCCGAAGACCUGAUUCUCUUUGCCACAAAGGAGUUCGGAUUCAUCACUCUCUCCGAUGCAUUCUGGUAACGCUGUAGAAUUUCUUAACCCUGUUCCGGGGAUUCCUCCGGCAGUCUUGCCCAAGCAGAGGUGGAAGGGCCACCUUUUCAGAGAAUAUUUAGCAUUGCAGGGGUCCCUUGCAAAUCUAUGAUUCUACGUCCAAUGGCUUUUAAGCUAGGCAUUUGGGGAUCUCUGUUUUCCUUGCUCACUUAUCAGGAGUUUCUGAAUGAGAUGGCUGAUAGGGGAUUAAAAGACACCCCCUCGCAAAGAUGACAGCUUCUUCCUCCACUACACUGGAUAUUCCUGGGGUCAUGCUUCUAAUCCACAUGGCACAAUUAAUAAACUGCAGCUUGUGGUCUAACUGUGCACUGUAAGGCACAGAGGUAUUGACAUACUUAAAAGAUUUUGGAUAGGGCACAAAUUUGCAUAUGCUAAUAUAAGCAAACAUAGAACUUAAAGUCACAGGAGUGAAAAGAAAACUUAAUCCCCCACCCAAAUUUUCUGAGAUAAAUUCUUCCAUUAAUUUGCACUCCGCAGUAGUUUCCCUUCCAUUCAAUUCAAUUUCCACAUGGAUCUUGCUCCAAAUCAUUUCAGUUUCUCCUUAUAUUAUCACCAAUCAUCUCAAGGUAAUGCAAACUUUUAAUUUGUUCCACUUCCCAAAUGAAUACGCCAGGUAGUAACUCAGCUCAACCCAGCUCCAGUUCAAUUUCCCCCAAAUUCAUUUUUAUUUUACUCAAACACUGAGAUCUGUGGUUCAUACCCUUGUGUCUACCACCGCCCCUAAUGGGGCCUGUUCCAGAAUCCUCUGCAGUUGCAAGCAGAGCAAUAUAGAGAGGUUGCUUUUCUCCCACCCACAGAGAGGCUGAAAAGUACUGCUGCGGCCUGAGAGGUUGAACCAGAUCUUGCUUUGCUCUAAGUGUGACAUAUUCUGUUUUGUUUUUUCAAAGCACCGGGAGCAGCCUGAUGCCUCAGAAGAAGAAUCCGGACAGCCUCGAACUGAUCCGUAGCAAGACUGGCCGUGUGAUCGGAAGGGUGAGUGCGCAGGCUUGGUUCAGGUUCAGUCAGUGACAAAGCCUCGAAAAUUUUAGUUGUGAUUCCUGCAUUGCAGUGGGUUGGACAAUUGGACGACAUGACCAUUACAGGGGGUUGGACUAGAUGACCAUUGGGGGUAUGUUGAUAAAGGAAUAAAAUACAGGUGACCCUUGAGAACUUUCCUUUAAAAGAAAAAUCCAGUGGAUUUGUCCGUACCUGAAUGUAUUUGUGACACAUACUUUUUCAGUGUUAUUAAAUGCUCUCUCCCAUCUCAUUCCUUCCUUGUUCUUUGCAGACUAUUGGACUUCUCGUGGUACUGAAAGGACUCCCCAGUGCCUACAACAAAGACCUGCAGGUAAAAGGAUGGGGGCAUUAAUGGCUUUACCUAGGUCCCAGUUACAGACUGCCACCUUCUGGCGCAGCUGGGUUGCAGCUGGGGCUUGGCUCGAGGGUAAGAAACACAGAGGAUCUGUGGAACUUCUUGCCACAAGAUGUGUGCAGCACUCAGGUUGAGAGAAGGCUUGGGUCUAUUCUCUGGGUCAAUGUGGAUAAAUUGCAGGGGACAGCCAUUGCCUACAAGGCCUUGCUCAUGAGCUUCCCGGGGGAAACUGACUUAUGUCAGACGCUCCAAGUGUUCCUAUUUUCCAGGGACAUCCCUGAUUUAGAGAAGCCGUCUUGGUUUCUGAUUUGAUCCCAGAAUGUCCCGCUUUUCGUUAGGAUGUCCUUAUUUUCAUUGAAGAAAUAUUGGAGGGUAUGUGAUGUUUUGCAGGACCAGGUGGGCCUUCUCGUCUGGUUCAGCAGCACAUUUCUCAUGUAAAAAGAGAAAAGCAUUUGUCUGUUUUUCCCCCUGCAAACAGGAAGAUAAGGAGGCCGUGAUCGAUGUGAUUGACACCCUGAGUGCCGUGCUUCAGGUCACCACUGGUGUGAUCUCUACUCUCCAGGUAAGAAUUAUUAUUUUUUAGGAAGGUUUGCCCUUACUUGCUGAGGAAGCCCAUAAGUGUUCCCAUUCUCUCCCCCUCUCUUUCUAAGGCUGGUUCCAGACUGUUACAAUUUUUAAAAUUUGGUAUACCACCAAAUCCCAGGUUGCACAAUUAAAGUGGAUUUGAUUAUUUUAAAUUGGCUAUCCAUUAUACCUGAUGUCUUGCAAUGGAGUAUUCACUACUCUUGCCAAAGGUUUCUGCUGCUAUUGGGUUUCUUUUUAAUGAAUUUCAUGCAUUUUUGUUAUAAAUGCAUUUUGUAUAGUGUGUUUUUUAAGCAACCAACAAGUUCAAUGUGAUAAUAGGGGAUUUGUAAGCAGAGACCUACGUAGAACAUGGAUGUAUGUUUUAAUCUGUUUUUUGGGGUUGUUUUCUUAUUCCCAGUUGUAUCUUUGGAAUGUUUUAAAGAGCUGCUUUGACUGAUAACUUGAUUGUUUUGUUCUCUUCGUAAACCACUCUGAGGUUGCUGCUUUCCACAAUCAAGUGGUGUAUAAAAUUUUAAAACAACAAAAGAAAUAAAUAUUCUCUUCCAGAUCAACAAGGAAACCAUGGAGAAAGCCCUCAGCCCUGAUAUGCUGGCUACGGAUCUUGCCAACCUCCUGGUUCGCAAGGGGGUGAGUGUCUGAAGCAGGAGUAGCCACCCCAAUGGUGUCCGCUAGAAGCUGGGACCAAUAGCCAGGAAUGAUGGGAGCCCAAAAACAUCAGGAGGGGGCAGUACACCAUGUUGGUUACUCCUGAUCCAAAAUGGUAGAUUCCACUUGCAUUUGUACUUGAGAGCUGUGAUCCAGUGACUUCCCCAGCGGAUCUAGGCCUGGGUGGGCACCACCAUGCAGGGCCACCAAAAACUGUGGUCUCCUGGAGAAACCGCUGCAAAUUUCUGCUUGCACAGUAAAUGUGGACAUCUGUUUCCAUUACAUUCCACUACAUAAUUCAGCAGGGAACACCCACCCCAAGUUUCAGAUAGCACAACUUUUUGAUGCAAGAUGGGCUGGUUUCCCAAGAGAUGACCCCCCCCCCAACAGAUGUUUGGGUCUCCUUGUCUGCGCAAUACCCCUCAGACCAAAUGGACCAUUGACCUGAUCCAGUAGGCUCUGCUUGUGCUCUUAAGGUCCUAGGGGGGAAGCUGCCAUAGCAACCUCCUACUCUUCGUAGAUUCAGGCUGAAGGUUGCAGGGAUCAGCUAGGUCUACGCAAGGGAAAGCUCCUGAAGGUGUGCUUUUGCGAUUGCAGAUGCCGUUCAGACAAGCCCACACUGCCGUUGGGAAAGCGGUCCACUUAGCUGAGACCAAAGGAGUGACUCUUAACCAUCUAUCCCCAGAGGACCUGAAGAGCAUCACGUAAGUGUCGCCCUUUUUGCAAAAUGUGAAAACCAAGUUCCGUGGAGUUGGAAGGGACCCCAGCGGCCAUCUAGUCCAACCCUGUGCAAUGCAGGAACCUCGACUGCAUCAUACAUGACAUAAGGGCAUCCAACCUCUGCUGUUUCUAGCCCUCACGGCUGCAGACCCGAGGCGUCGGCAUCUUAUACUGCGUUAAAAUCAUUCCUUCUAAGAGUCUCUCUAAGGCAGAAUGUUAGGUGGCCAAAGAGAGCCAUCCCAGCUCAAGGAUACUUCCAGCCAGUCAAAAAACAUACUCCGGGGCUUCGGAGGGGUAUGGCUUUUCUUCAGAGAUGUGUGGCCUGGGGAGGGUCCAGAGAACGGGACAGAGAAACCUGUUAGGGGUACAUUUGGCUUCCUGGUUUGAGGUUCCCUCACCCCUGACACAGCUCUGCCCUGCAUGACUGUCUCUUGGUCACUUGAAAGUGUGACCAACAUGAGAGAGAGAGAGAGUUCUCUGAAUAUUGUUGAAUACCCACUGACUGACCUCCAGCUGGAUUUUCUUUCCCUCCAGCCCCAUGCUGGGAGGCGACAUCUCCCAGGUGUUCAACCAGCAGAGCAGCGUGGAGCAGUACACCUCCCCUGGCGGGACGGCCAAGAGCAGCGUGAGCACCCAGAUCGAGCAAUUGAAGGAGCUCCUGAAGAAGCAGAAGGAUUAAGCUUUUGAGUGUGGGGGAAGGAAACUAUCCCUUUGCUGCGGGUUGUGCUUAUCACGUUUAAUCCCGAGUUAAUAAACACAGUGGUGUAUUGGAU